This is a messenger RNA of Bufo bufo (common toad), 5813 nucleotides long. It is a transcript of the gene PWWP2A, whose product is annotated as PWWP domain containing 2A. The record is from RefSeq and is a predicted model, not a curated record. Gene Ontology annotation, molecular function: chromatin binding; histone binding. Gene Ontology annotation, cellular component: nucleus. Lineage: Eukaryota; Metazoa; Chordata; Amphibia; Anura; Bufonidae. The transcript has 3 exons. The coding region runs from base 51 to 3764 and encodes 1237 amino acids.
CAGUGUGGUGGUGGUAAGGAGGCGGAGGGGGGUUAGACGCGAAAGAGAAAAUGGCGGCCGCUGCUGGUGCGCCUGGUUCGGGGGAGGGAGGAGAAGCCGAGCCAGACAGCGAGCCGAUUUGUGGAGAUGAUAGGCCGCGGCAGGAGCAUACGGAGGCCUCGACGCUGCACGGUAGUGUAGUAGAGGAGCUCGGCCGAGAAAAUGCCCUCGAUUCGAAGGAGGCCGAAUAUGGGGAGACAGGGCUGCGGCUCCCUGAUACCGAGAAGCAGCCGGAGUGUAUAACGCCUGAGGUAACUAAUUGGGAAAGUGAAGUAGAAAGGGCCCCUGUGGCCCUGGAGGCCGCACCUGAGGCCUGGCAUCAUAGACGGGAUAUUGAGGCCGAGGGUGUGGAGCCCUCAGUGGUGGACACUGGAGAUAAAGGAAUGGUGGAAGAUGUCCUCUCCUCUCAACAGGAAGAGCAACCUAUGCAACUGGGGAAAGACUUACAUUGCCCUCCUGUCCCCUGCCAUGGAGAGUCAGCCCCUGAGGCCAUGGACUUAGUACAGAUGGAAGAGGUUAAGAGUGAGGUGACCCCCACCAAGGCAAAGCACCCCCCAGAAUCAGCGCAUUUCAUUUGUGCAUCUUCUCCCCAACCUCCGCUCAUGUCUGAACAAUUGCAGUGUGCUUCUGAGCCUGUGUUACUGGAGGUCCAGGGUCCAGACCUUCCAGAAGAAGCUGAGGUCUUGCAAGAAUCCUUCCCUGAGAAGUUUGCAUUAAUAUGUGAUUCCCCAAAUCUUGAACCCCCACAUGUACAGGAGGCUGCCACCCCAGAUCAGCUGCAGGUUUUUGCCCCUCUUGAGCCCAUCCUCAUCUCUAACAUGUUGUCACCAGUACAGGAAUGUUCCACUAUGGAGGUGGCCAAUGAACAGGAUCCAAGCUCUCCGUCAAAGAUGGAGACUGAUGUGGUUGAGGUGGAUCAUGUCCAUGAUCCAGUUCCUGAAGUUUUCUUACAGGUACAAGAACCUACGGUGAUGGAAGUGCUGGAUCCAGAAGGUCAGAUCACUCCGUUAAUAGAGGACUUGCCUAAUGAGGGCCAAGACUCCAUUCCUGAAAUGGUGAUAUCUGAGCCUGAGGUGGUAUUGAACUUGCAGGAUAAAAUACCACACAAAGUAGAUGAGGAAACCGUCCCUGAGACUGAAGAAGUCCCCAGAUCUGUACAGAUUCUAGUUCAUUCUGUCCAAGAACCUUGCAAGGCGGACUUUGACCUAGUAGAUGAUGAUAAACCUGUCCCUGAACCAUUUCAUGAAGAAGUUCAACAAGCAGAAGAUAAAGUGGAGCAAGUCCAUGAUUUAGAGGUUGUAGAAAAUGACAAAGGGGCCCAUUCUGAGUCCAUGCAAUGUACGGAGGUGGAAGUCAAGCUUUUCUUACAACCGGCCCUAGUGAAGCUCGAUGAUGGGCAAGACAGUCAGGAUAGUCAUGUUUCGCUUGAGAAAGAGUGUCAGCCAGACAUGUCCCCUGGCCAGGCAUCUGUGCAACUAAUCAUGUCUGACUCAGUCCCUGAGGACCUCCACUCACUUAGUGAGCGGGCACUUGAGAAUGCCAUAUCUCCAGUGGACAGUGGGAUCAGCUCGGAACUAAACUCUGUGGAAAAAGAGCUGGCCUCUCAAUCCAGUCAUAUGGAAACUGAGCCGAAUGUGGAAAAUAGUUCUGAAUGCACAAAGCUUGUGUCUUAUGUUCAAGACGUUGAAUAUGAUCCUUUUUAUAGGGACCCUAAAGUGGAGGACCCUUCUAAUGCUGAGGCCAUUGUGGAAGAAGAACAUGACUCAUCAACGGCAUCUACUGAAAUUGUACAGACUAAAGACCUUGGCAUGGAGGAGCCAGUGCUCCCCACCACUAAGGCAGAUGUAGAUGCAUGUAUAGACAAUCCUAAUCCAUGUCAGGAUCCUCUGUCUGCAGCAGAGAGACUUUUUGCUGGUGGAAUUGACCAUCUCAUACCUGGUUCUGAAGUUCAGGUUACACUCGAUCACAUCAUUCAGGAUGCAUUGGUGGUUUCCUUCCGCCACGGAGACAGAAUCUUCUCAGGGGUUCUAAUGGAUCUGUCAAAAAGGUUUGGACCUCAUGGAAUCCCUGUAACAGUUCACCCUAAACGAGAGUAUAAGAAUAAGCCUGAGGAACCCAUCCAGCCUCAAAGCACAUCAUUCCAAGAAGAAGAAUCACUGAAAAAUGAGAAUGGAACUGGUCCCAUGGAUAUAACCCCCAUCCAGUCCACAGAGCCCUGUGGAGUUAAUAAAACCCUGUGGAUGUCAAAGCCACCUCCUCUCUUUCAUGAAGGCGCUCCAUACCCUCCUCCUUUGUUUAUCAGGGACACCUAUAACCAGUCAAUACCUCAACCCCCUCCACGUAAAAUUAAAAGACUGAAAAAGAAAAUAUACAGGGAAGAACCCACUUCGAUAAUGAACGCUAUCAAACUGCGGCCUAGGCAGGUAUUGUGUGAUAAGUGUAAAAAUGUUGUCACCGAUAAGAGGGAGGUCAGGAAGACUGGGAAUGACUCUUUUAAGCUAGAAGAAGGAAAAAGGAGGAGGCAUGAAAGUGUAACUACUGUGAAUAAGAAACUCAAAACUGAUCAUAAAGUAAACGGAAAAAGCCAGAGUGAGAGUCAGAAAAAAAAUCCAGUGUCUAAGGUUUCCAACCUUGGGCAUGGGCGAGGUAAAGUGGUAAAAGUGGCUUCUCAAACAAAUGCCUCGAAAGCUCAACUGCACCCUAAGAAGGUGCUGCAGAGUAAGAAUAUGGAUCAUGCAAAGGCACGGGAAGUAUUAAAAAUGGCCAAAGAAAAGGCACAAAAAAAACAAAAGAAUUCAUCUUCCUCGAAAAAUGCUCAUAGUAAAGUCCACUUUACGAGACGCCUUCAGAACACGACCUCAGGGACCCUUCCACCAAGACUACGCAUUAAACCUCAAAGGUACCGCAAUGAGGAGAACAACGCUUCGCUCAAGAUUGGACUUGAGAGCUUGCGCAGCAGUAAGAUUGGUAUCAAGCCCCAGACUCGCUACACUGCCACCCGUUCAGCAGGUGAGGCACCCUCAGAAAUAAAGACCCCUUCCAAUGGCCCUGAAGAGGUCAGCACUACUGUUCAGAACGCAAGUGUCUGUGUACCACCUGGCGAGCAGGAUGAGCAGCAAGCCCUGAGCAAGCAAGGCAGCAAAAGCAAUAUCACAGUUUACAUGACCUUAAAUCAAAAGAAAGCAGACUCUUCCAGUGCAUCAGUGUGUAGUAGUGAUAGUACAGAUGAUAUCAAAUCCACCCAUUCUGAGUGUAGUUCUACUGAAAACUUUGAUUUCCCCCCAGGCACCAUGCAUGCACCUUCUUCAUCAUCUUCCUCCUCUUCAAAAGAAGAGAAAAAGUUGAGCAAUUCCUUGAAAAUAAAGAUGUUUUCCAAAAAUGUCUCUAAAUGCAUGACCACCGAUGGCAGGACCAUAUGUGUUGGGGACAUUGUUUGGGCCAAGAUAUAUGGCUUUCCAUGGUGGCCUGCCCGUAUACUUAAUAUAACUGUCAGCAGAAAAGAUAACGGCCUACUUGUCCGACAGGAGGCCAGCAUAUCAUGGUUUGGGUCCCCAACAACUUCCUUCCUUGCUUUGUCACAGUUGUCCCCUUUUUUAGAAAGCUUCCAGUCCCGAUUUAACAAGAAGAGAAAGGGUCUUUAUCGCAAAGCCAUCACAGAAGCAGCUAAGGCUGCCAAACAGCUCACCCCAGAAGUGCGAGCCCUCCUGACUCAAUUUGAAACGUGAUCCCACCCACAUGUAAGCCAAUACUACACACUAGGAGCUGCCGCUUGCGGAUUCCCAUGAUGGUGCCGCCCGCUGGAGUUUUUUUUGUUUGUUUUUGUUUCUAAUCCUAAGGUACAUGGAAGUAAAAGGACUUGUCUUGUGUAUGUUUGAGGGCACGCGAGGUGUAAAAUCCUGAGCUGUGAAAAUAAUGUAUAACUUAUACAGAUUGUUAUAUCUAUUGUAAAUUUUAUUUAAAAAGAGAAAAAAAAAACUGUUGAGUGAGAAGUUCAAAGGCAGAGAUUUUCAUCUUUUCUUUGAAACUUUUUAUUGAAGGAAUUUCUUGCUAUUAUGUUUUCUUGAAGUGACUGCAGUUUCUAUUUAAGUAGUGUCGUAAUGUAUAUACCGUAUAUAUUUUUUAUUGUGUGAGCUCUUCUACCAGUGUUACCUGCAGGUCAAAGCAGCUAGACCAGCGGCACAGAUCUGCGGAGUGGGGACCAAGACAUUUAUGGACAGCCUCCAAUCUUACGUGAAGGGAUUCUAACUUCAAACUCAUUCCAGACUCUCCAACUGUGUUUUUUUUUUUUUUUUUUAAAUACAGUAACUGCCUCUGAUGGUUGCACAAAGUCCCUGAUUGGUAUAGGGGUUAUAACACGGGCUGUGAGCCAGACACUCCAAAAAGCUAAAGCAAUCCUCCUAUUUUGUAAUUAAAAUCUUAGUAUAGCCACUGAGUUACUCAAUGAAAUGUAUAUGGCCAUUGCUUGCUUUAUUUUCAAAUUUCUCUGUCCACCACACUAUGGUAGAUGCUCAGUUCCAUCCUUCCACUGUCAUGAGCUGCAUCAUACAGGACACGUCAGCUUGAAAUAAAUCUAGCAGAUCAGCUGCUUGGAGCAACGCUCAAGAGCUACUUAUUUAUUUUUUAAUGUUCUGCAUAUCCUCUCCUUUGUAGAGAUGGUGCAGUGUAAUCAAAACCCAUUCAAGUGACUAGGGAUAGGUCAUCGAUAUUCAGCCACUGCACAAUCCCUUUAAUAAAAAUAACCCCUUUGGUAUGGUCAGAAAUCACUAAAAAUUGACUUAUCUUUUCAAUCCUGCACCAACAUGAGGUCAUACCUGUGACUGCACAGCCAAUCCAUGGCCACAGUAGUCCCGUAAUGGUGAGAAUGUCUGGCAAAAACAGCUGGAAUUAAGUAUAAAACCUUCCCAGAUAAUGUGAGAGGAACUCUGCAACUAGAACCCAGUCUUUUACACCCCGUAUAGCAGGGAUCAGCAACCUUCGGCACUCCAGCUGUUCCGAAACUACAACUCCCAGAGUGCUCCAUUCACUUCUGUGGGACAUGUUUACAUGCUGGGAGUUGUAGUUUCACAGCAGCUGGAGUGCCGAAGGUUGCUGAUCCCUGCCCUAUAGUGUGCGGGUGUAUGCAGUGUAUAGGUGGAGUCUCUGCUACGUAUAUAGGAGCUAUAUAGAGGAGUGGAUGCCCCUCCCUUGGUCGAUGUCCUCUACAUCACACCUUGUACCCAGAAAGAAGGGUGGAUUAUGUUACCACAGUGCCCUUCACUUUUAUGAGAGCAUGGCAUGUUACAGGUUAGGUUCCCACUUAAUUUUUGCUUACAUCGUUGCGUCUUUUGAAAAUUGCGGGGCUGCAUAGCUAUACACUAUCCUUUGUUACCAUGCACUGCUUCCUCAUGGGACCCUAUAGAUUUUAUGCCUUUGCAGGUGCUUCCAGCCCUCAUGUAGCAUGCAAACUAAAGAUCAUAUUUUGACAGAUGAGUGAUUUCUGUAAAGUGACUUUUUUUUUUUUACUACAGGUCCUUGUUUGGUCCAGUAUUCUGUGCCAAUUAAUUUCCUACUUUAUUAUUUUUAUAGAGACCAGGGUUCCAAAUUCUCUGCAUCGGCAGAAUAGCACAUUUCUGGCUGCCCACUGCUACUACCAGGGGGGCUUAGGCACGUACUGCAAUGUAUAACAGGAUUCCACAAGCUCCCUCUACUGGUGGCUGCCGGGAGCCAGCAUUUUAAACUUAAAGAAGUUCUGCAGUUUGUUUAAACUGAUGAUCUAUCCUCAUCAGUAUCUGACC